UCAGGCGGCCAUGGCCCAGGACCACAACGCAACAGCACAGCAGCUGCCACAGGAUCAGCAGCUGCUGGAAUAGAAGGGUGUUCCCUCUCGAGAAUGAACAUGAUACCGCUAUAUGGAUUGGUCGUUUGGAUGGGGAUCUUGUGCACGAUCCCAACAACUGUGUCGAUCGAUAUUCCCCCGUAUUGCGAUCACCACACAACGAUCACCAGCCAGUACGAAGACUACUUCAACAUCGACGAGAUGGGCAACAACCGAACCGACAAGAACGUCGUAGACCUACUCCUCUACGUUCAACUGUCCAACAAACAGGAGGAAAUCGCUCUUCUCCUGUCGGCCAGUAACCGUUCCCGUCAACACCCAGACUACGAGAAGACCUACGAGAUCCGCAUCAGUAACGUCUACACCGUGAUUUACAAGGAAACUCUCCGGAUGUCCGCUCACCACAGCCACUCGUUCAACUUCUUCCCUGCCAAGCACUUCCAGCUACACAUCAAGAUCACCCGCAAAGGUUUGAUCACGGUCGUGAUCGACGGUCUCGCCAAACCCAUCCUCUCCGUAGUCGAUGAAAACCCGGCGAUCGACGUGCACUUCGCUAGUUUUGGAUCACGAAUGAAUGCCUAUCCGAUCACGUGGUACUUCAACUGUCGAUCACCUCCAACGACCAGUCUGCCGGAAACGGAGAAACCCGGCGAAAAUGAAGGCGAAGAUCACUUCAGUCAGAACGACGCUGCGGAACUGGAUGAAAACAAGUGUCCCGUUUGCCCAAAGCCGGCCAAGUGUGAAGUGGUGGUUCGGGCUUGCUCUGAUACCUCGCAGGAUCUGCUGCAGAUGAGUGAUGCCGAGAAGCAGAAGUACUUUUUCUAUUUUAACGUGUACUUGAGCAAGAACGGCAAGAAUGGAAAGGCGAUCGCUUCCGGAUUCAACAAUGAUAACAAGAUUGAUUAGAAAGGAAUUGAGGACCAGAAUUGACAUAUCCGGCGAUAGACGCAUAUCUUACAAAUGGCAAUUGAAUUCUUCCAAUUUUCAAAUUCUUCGUAGAUUUAGUAUUUACUCUCUUCAUUAUAGAUUGUUAAUCUAGUGUUCUACAUAUCACAUUUUAAAGAAAAACUAAAACUUCUUCUCUUACGAUUUGUGCUACUCAAUCUAUGCAAUUCGUGUUUCUACAAGUUUACUAGUUUGGAUGAUAGUUUCUUGGCUUGCAAUCUUUACUACGUAGUGCACAUUGAUGAUAAUAAAACAUGACAAUAAAUGAUGCUAAGUAUG
Molecule: messenger RNA, 1263 nt
Organism: Aedes aegypti (yellow fever mosquito)
Lineage: Eukaryota; Metazoa; Arthropoda; Insecta; Diptera; Culicidae
Exons: 3
Coding region: 94-945 (283 amino acids)
Source: RefSeq, a predicted model, not a curated record